Messenger RNA from Gilbertella persicaria, 954 nucleotides. RefSeq lists its product as uncharacterized. Lineage: Eukaryota; Fungi; Mucoromycota; Mucoromycetes; Mucorales; Choanephoraceae. The transcript is spliced from 3 exons. The record is from RefSeq and is a predicted model, not a curated record. Bases 474 to 866 code for a protein of 130 amino acids.
AGUUUUUUUUUCUAUGUAUCGCUUGUCUAAUAAGUAACUUUUUUAUUUUUUUAAUCUUGUGUCUAUGAUUAUUUUGGGAUAAAUAACGUCGUUCAUAAAGAAGUAUUUCGGUAAUCAUUCAAGAAGAAACAUAUUUCCGAUCUAGCUUGGCGCAAACACUGAAACAAUGAGUGAUUCUGACGCGUUAAUAGUCAAUUAUUUAAAGCAUAACUCCAAACCAACAUUCAAUGGAUUUGUCACAAGACAUUUAAAAAGUAUUCAAGAGGCAUCAGUCCUUUUGAACGAUGUCAACUCAGCUUUCCAACUUCAACGUUAUUGGAUAAAUAUAUAAAACAAAAAUGCCCGAAUCGAGAGACCAAGAACAAAACUCUUCAAAAUGUAUUCAUUGUUUGAAGUAUAUGCUGUAUAUUUUACUAAUUUUUUGAAUUUUUAGGCCCAAGAAAGCAUCACAAAACUUUCUUCUGAUUCAUAAAAUGACAAAGCUGCAAAGGGAGUUGAAUAUCAAGUUUGAAAUAGGCAAAUUGAGCUUUAGAAAUGAAAUAUUGGAUACGGUGAUAAAAUAUGAGACUGCUCAAGUUGGACAGGUUGAAGUGGAACAAAAUAUACAAAAUGUUGAAGAACAAAAUGUUAAAGAAGAACAAAAUGUUGAAGAGCAAAAUGUUGAAGAACAAAACUCUCUGAAUCAUUUUAUUUGCAUGCAUUUCUUAGUGCUUUACGGCCUCUUUUGGAUGAUACGCGCAGCAACACAAAGAAUGCAACUAAUUAACGAAGUCGAUAUUACUUAUGGAAGAAGAGUUGAUAUCCUCGUUGCAACCGAUCUUGACACUGAUAUUGAUGAUGUAUGUUGUGAGAUGAAGAGAGAGUAGCUAUUCAAUAAGAGAAAAGGCAAGAACACAGAGAAAGUCCGCUAGAACUUGUAUAGGUUUUUAUUUCUCCAAGCAAUGUUAUCUUUCA